Molecule: messenger RNA, 1737 nt
Organism: Tetrahymena thermophila SB210
Lineage: Eukaryota; Ciliophora; Oligohymenophorea; Hymenostomatida; Tetrahymenidae
Product: Na-dependent neurotransmitter transporter
Exons: 5
Biological process (GO): sodium ion transmembrane transport
Cellular component (GO): membrane
Source: RefSeq, a predicted model, not a curated record
AUGGCAAAUAGUUUACCCGAAAUUUGUUCAUAGGAGAAUUUGAAUAGCUAUACUAAUCUGAUUCAUGACGAUGAUCAUGAUCACGUAAGAGGGUAUCAUAGAGCUGGUAUCAAGAGAACCCUUAGUUUAGAGAAUCACCAUGAAAGAGAUAGAUUUAAUAACUAUUUAGAAUAUUUACUAACUAUUUUAGGGUAUGCAGCAGGAUUUGGUAGCGUUUGGAGAUUUCCCUAUUUGGUUUAUAAAAACGGAGGAGGAGUCUUCUUAAUACCCUAUUUGAUUAUGCUUUUUUUAAUAGGUAUACCCUCCUUCUACUUUGAAACUGCUCUUGGUUAGAUGCUUUAAAAAAGCCCACCUCAAUGCUUUGAAAAAACCCAUAAGAAGUUCAAGGGAUUAGGUAUUUUUCCAUUGCUAACUACAUUCAGUAUGUCUACUUAUUAUAAUUUAAUACUUGGAUAUUCCUUUUAUUUUCUUUACGAGAGUUUCACAUCGCCUUUACCUUGGACAGCUCCAAAAGACUCCCCAGUGCCAUGGAAUUCAGAUUACUUUUACAAAGAAGUUCUUUAAUUUUCAAGCAGUAUCAGUGAAAUAGGUCACAUCAUCUGGCCACUUCUAUUCUGUUAUAUUCUUUCAUAAGUUAUAGUAUAUCUUUGUAUAUAGAAAGGAGUUGCAGUUUCAGGUAGAGUAGCAAUGAUUACAGCUACCUCACCAUAUAUCUUAUUGUUUUUGCUUUUAAUUAGAGGCAUGUUUCUUCCUGGAUCUUGGUAGGGAAUCAAGUGGCUCUUUAUGCCUGAUUGGUCUAAAUUAUCUUAAUUAAGAGUUUGGGUUGAUGCCACAAAUUAAGCCAUAUUUUAAGUAAGUACAGGAGGUGGAGUUUUAGUUUUAUUUGGUAGUUACAGACCAAUUUCUUAAGAAAUAAAAAGAUCUGCCUAUUUAAUUCCUUUAUUCACAGUUUUAUGUGGAUUUCUUGCCUCCAUGGCUAUAUUUAGUUUCAUGGGAUAUAUGUCUCAUAUAACAAACAUUCCAAUAGAUCAAAUUCCUUUAAGAGGACCUGAUCUUGCCUUCAUAGUCUUUCCAGCAGUACUAACAAAAAUGCCUUUUUCUAAUUUAUUAGCAAUUGUCUUUUUCAUCACUAUGAUAUUUUUAGGAAUUGAUACUCAGUUUGCAUUUAUGGAUGGAUUAGCUGGAACUCUAGAGGAUGAGUUAAACGGUGAUGGUAUAGUUAUUUUAUCUCACAGAAUUCCAAUGAAAUGGGUUAGAGCUCUUGUUUGUGGUGCUGUAUCCUUAUUUGGAUUUUUAUAUUGUACCUAAGCUGGAUUUUAUUUCUUAGAUUUAGUUGACACUUAUGGAGUGGGUUUUAAUUUAUUUAUGGGAUUAUUUAUUGAAGUUUUCUUUUUCACUUGGAUAGAAAAAUGGGAUGUUAUUGAAGAAAAAGUUAAAUUGUAUAUUUAAGAUCCCACGCCAUAAAUUUUUAUAUUCCUCUUGCACUAUUCUGUACCAUUCUUUACAGCAGCUAUGGGAUUGCUAUCUCUGUAUUUAUAAAUAACAAGAAUAUUUGAUUAAACUUGGUGGUGUACUCUCUUAGGAUGGACAAUAACUCUUUAUCCAUAUUAUAUAGUUUAUUAUUUUUAUAGCAGAUAUAAAGGCAUUCCUUACGAACAAGACGAAGUGAAAUCUCCAAUUAUUAAUUAAAACAUGGUUUCAACAAAAGCUUUACUUUAAGAAAUGCAUGAAGUUUGA